Carica papaya (papaya) is the source of this 566-nucleotide messenger RNA. Its product is annotated as rac-like GTP-binding protein RAC13. Gene Ontology annotation, molecular function: GTPase activity; GTP binding. Gene Ontology annotation, biological process: small GTPase-mediated signal transduction. Lineage: Eukaryota; Viridiplantae; Streptophyta; Magnoliopsida; Brassicales; Caricaceae. The record is from RefSeq and is a predicted model, not a curated record.
AUCACUCGCAAGUUUUAGAGAAUAAACAACAUUCUGGGGAUAUGAGCACAGCAAGAUUUAUCAAGUGUGUGACAGUAGGAGAUGGAGCUGUUGGCAAGACUUGCAUGCUCAUUUCCUACACCAGCAAUACUUUUCCUACAGAUUAUGUUCCGACUGUUUUCGACAACUUCAGCGCCAAUGUCGUCGUGGAUGGUAGCACUGUCAACCUUGCCCUAUGGGAUACUGCUGGGCAAGAAGAUUACAAUCGGCUAAGGCCUUUAAGUUACAGAGGAGCUGAUGUUUUUCUCUUAGCUUUUUCUCUUAUUAGUAAGCCUAGUUAUGAGAAUAUCCACAAAAAGUGGGUCCCCGAGCUAAAACAGUAUGCCCCAAACGUUCCAAUCGUGCUUGUUGGAACCAAACAAGAUUUAAGAGAGGAUAAACAUUUCUUGUCGGAGCAUCCUGGAGUAACACCAAUUACAACUGCACAGGGUGAGGAAUUGAAGAAAAUUAUAGGUGCAGUUACGUACGUUGAAUGCAGUUCCAAAACUCAGCAGGUACAUAAAUUUAGACCAGUUGUAUUAAUAUGA